This is a messenger RNA of Caretta caretta (loggerhead turtle), 2084 nucleotides long. It is a transcript of the gene RHBG, whose product is annotated as Rh family B glycoprotein. Gene Ontology annotation, biological process: ammonium homeostasis; ammonium transmembrane transport. The record is from RefSeq and is a predicted model, not a curated record. Gene Ontology annotation, molecular function: ammonium channel activity. Gene Ontology annotation, cellular component: plasma membrane. NCBI's taxonomy places the organism in Eukaryota, Metazoa, Chordata, Testudines, Cheloniidae.
CAGCUUGUUAACUUCCACCUGCGGCCAGGUUGGAAGAUUAGUUUCAUUUUCAUCUCUCUUACGCUUCUUUCUCCUCCUCAGGAGCAUGUCUGGCCACACAACCAACCUCAGGCUCAAGCUCCCAGCAAUAUGCUUCCUCCUCCAGCUCUUCACCAUCAUCCUCUUCGCUCUUUUCGUCCGCUACGAUCAAGAGACCAGCGCCAGACUCUGGCACGAGGAGCUGAGCCACCACAACAAAAGCAACCGGGACAACGAUUUUUACUUUCGCUACCCGAGUUUCCAGGAUGUCCACACCAUGAUCUUCAUCGGCUUUGGCUUCUUGAUGACCUUCCUGAAACGUUAUGGAUUUGGCAGCGUAGCCUUUAACUUCCUGAUCGCGGCGUUCGCUAUCCAGUGGUCUACACUGAUCCAAGGCUUUUUCCACUCUUUUCACAAUGGCAAGAUUCACAUCGGAAUAGAGAGCAUGAUCAAUGCCGAUUUCUGCUCCGGAGCUGUCCUGAUCUCCUUCGGAGCAGUUCUGGGCAAGACAAGCCCCAUCCAGCUGCUGUUGAUGGCCUUGUUUGAAGUCACACUCUUUGGUAUUAAUGAAUUCGUCCUGCUCAGCGUCAUUGGGGCAAAGGAUGCUGGGGGCUCCAUGACCAUCCACACCUUCGGGGCUUAUUUCGGAUUGAUGGUUUCGCGGAUCUUGUAUCGGCCCCAGCUGGACAAGAGCAGACAGAGGGAAGGCUCCGUGUACCAUUCAGAUCUCUUUGCUAUGAUCGGAACAAUCUAUCUAUGGCUCUUCUGGCCAAGCUUCAACUCUGCCAUUACAGCUUGUGGCGAUGACCAGCAGCGGACAGUCAUGAACACCUACUUCUCCCUGGCCGCUAGCACGCUGGCCACCUUUGCCACGUCAGCCCUCAUCAAUGGGGAAGGCAAACUGGACAUGGUCCAUAUUCAGAACGCAGCCUUAGCCGGCGGGGUCGUGGUCGGGACGUCAGGCGAGAUGAUGCUGACUCCAUUCGGUGCCAUGAUCGCUGGGUUUCUGGCUGGGCUCGUUUCUACCCUGGGCUUCAAAUUCCUCACGCCCAUCCUGGACGCCAGACUAAAAAUACAGGACACGUGCGGGGUCCACAACCUCCAUGGGAUGCCGGGCGUCCUGGGUGCUCUCCUGGGAGCUCUGGUGGCAGCUCUGGCAACACAAGACGUCUACGGGGACGGGAUGGCCGACGUGUUCCCUUUAAUUGCCAACGGAAGCCGGACGGCAAAGUACCAGGGAGCCUACCAGUUCUUCGCGUUACUCAUCACGCUGGGGUUCGCGGUGGUCGGAGGGAGCCUCGUGGGAGCGACUUUGAAAAUCAGGGCGCUUGGGUCCCCUCCAGACACACAGUGCUUCGAGGAUCAGAUCUACUGGGAGGUCCCUGAGGAUAAUCAGGAUGGGUACAUGACAGCUGUGAACUCUGAGGACGCCGAAAGGAGUGCAAGCGUCUAAUGGGAUUUCCCUCUCUGGCUAAGCUCUGCAUCGGCACACCUCAGCCUGCUAACCACGUGGGCCCACCUGAUUCAAGCCAUCCAGUAUAGGGGGAGAUUUCCUGAGCAUCUGCCAACUGCAAGGGGUGUUAGUGUGGACUUAGCCUUUGUUGUGGACAGAGGAGUAGCAGCUUGUGAUGGGAGGAAGGAAGCCAGGCCAUGGUCUCCACCCCAUCCCACCUCCUCUUGCAAGGAUCCCCGGGUCAGGACUGUCCCUGCCCAUCUACCCCAUGCCUGGAAUACGAAGCGAAUGGAAGCCAGGAUCAACGUUCCCAUGGGGCUAACGCCCUCUUCACCCCCAUUCAGCCUCACUCGCUGUCCAGGCUCCUUUCCAGAGAAAAGGAAGCCGUGGGAGGCUAGACUGAGAGAUCUGGGUUCAGUUCCUGGCUUGGUCAGAAGCCCGGUGUGAGAUCAGGCCAGUCUUUUAAGCCUGGCGUACACACCAGCAUCACUGAGCUGAUGCAAACUGAGUGGAUUCUCUUAUUUUGGUUUAAACAGUGGCUGAUCUUAAACCUGCUCCUCGUUGAUUUCAGUUAAAUCAAAAUAAAGCGCUCCGACUGAAAGGGUCACCUCCA